This is a messenger RNA of Giardia duodenalis, 759 nucleotides long. Its product is annotated as Ankyrin repeat protein 1. NCBI's taxonomy places the organism in Eukaryota, Fornicata, Diplomonadida, Hexamitidae. Bases 1 to 759 code for a protein of 252 amino acids. The transcript has a single exon. The record is from RefSeq and is a predicted model, not a curated record. Gene Ontology annotation, molecular function: protein binding.
AUGAAUGAAACGGCGUGGUUUAGAGCUGCAACGAAGGGGAACCUUUACAUCCUCAAGGAGAGCGUUGUGCAAUGGAGGGGGCUUCAAGACACGGAUGGGAACAGCGCUAUCCACUAUGCAGCAAAGGCCAACCGGCUUGAUGCAGUGAAGUACCUGGCCCCCAUGGAGCUUAUGAUCCGUAACAGACAAGGCCAGACCCCGCUUGAUGUAGCACGCGAAGCCGGCAGCAAGGAGGUCGCGGCGUUUUUGCGUGAUGCAAUGAGUGAAACAUCCCCUAUCAGAAUGCAAUUUGAUUCUCCAAUCUGGUUCACGGCAGCAGCAAACGGAGAGCUCUCCGUUCUCCAAGAAAAUCUACGCCGCUUCAAGGGGUAUAAAGCACCUGAUGGGGAAUGGAGGGGGCACACAGCUCUCAUGAUCACGGCAGUGACUGGUAACUUGGCCGCUGCACAGCUCCUGACUACUGUAGAGGCUGGGAUAAGUGGACCAGAUGGGAAAACGGCUCUAAUGCUUGCCUGUGAGGCCAAUUAUCCAGAAAUAGCUGCUCUUCUGAUUCCCCUAGAGGCAGGCCUGGUGGACCACUACGGCUGGUUCGCGCUUCUCUAUGCAAUAGACGGCGCCUGCAUAAAGGCUAUUCCACCUCUGUAUCCCAUUGAAGGCAAGAUGCGCAACGAGUUUGGUUUAUCGGUCUUAGACAUAGCCAGGCAGUACAAGCAAAAUGAGGCAACAAAGAUUCUAGAAGAGCUGGCCAAAACAAACUGA